GAGUCGUUAUUGUGGUGGGAACAUGAAAUAAAGUGUAAGAAAAGGCCAUAGGCUGGUUUGCUGGUGCUUGGGGUUGGGGAAGGGAGGGUAAUGGUGUGUAGGACCGUAGGAGCCCUCCUGGCCCAGCCCCUCCUCCUCAAGAUGAAAACCAGCACAGAUUUGUGCCCAGUGGAUUUGGGGGAUUUUUGACCGCACCUGCGGCGUGUGGAAGUUCCCGGGCCAGGGAUCGAACCCACGCCACAGCAAUGCCAGAUCCUUAACACACUCUGCCAUAAGGGAACAUCCUGGGUGGUGUUUUUAGUGGUAGAGCAGAGUUCCUAGGGCUGGGUGUGGGGAUGUGUCAAGGUCACAAGGAAAAGACAGAAAAAUCAAGUUUCACAGACUAGAAAACUGUUCUUUUGGGACCAGGCGUGGUGGUGUUUAUACUCCAGUGGAUGUAAUCAGCAACACUUCUGAGGUCUUACAGGGAAAGCAGUUCCGAGAUAAACAGAACUGUAAGGGGUGGGGAGAGGGACAAGGUCCAGGAGCUGCUUUUUGGUGUCUGUCUGCCCUCUGCUGGGGAAGCUGAGACAGUGCUCAUCUCAGAAGGAUGUGGUCACUGGUUUCCUGGCCGGCUUCUCCCAGCAUAAUAGGGGAGGGUAGCAGGUAGUGCCAGAGGCAGCAACUAAUCCAUGGGCCUUUGAGGGGUGUGCGGGACAAAGGUAGGCUGCUGGAUUGGGGCCCAAGUAUUGCCCCUGUCUAGGCUACUGCUCCCACAUGCAGGAACCAGACCUGGUGGGUGAGAACAUGUUGUCCCUCCUGACUAGUUAAUAGCUUCCUUCCUCAGACAGGAAUAUAGCUCUACCUACAGCAGCUCCUGCCCAGACUUUGCCUGUCAAAACCACCUGCAGCUCAGGCUAAGGAGCAUGGUCCCAGGAAGGUGGAGUUUCAGGGUGCCCCUCAGGGAUCACCCCUCUCCCCCGAAUUCCAUGGUGAAGGCUCACGUGCUCGUAGGUAUGCUGUUUGUGGUGGGCUUUGCAGAGGGAAAGGCUCCUGUUCCUGAAGUCCGGACCUGCCACCUCUGCCUCUUAGAAGACCCUUUGGUAGGAUGCAUCUCAGGCUCAGAGAAGUGCACUGUCAGCAGCUCGUCCCCCUGCAUGGUGAUCACCAUCUAUUAUGAUGUCAGGGUUCGCUUCUUCAUCCGAGGCUGUGGACAGUACAAUUCUUACCGCUGCCAAGAAAAACGCAGCACCUACAUCCCAGAGUACUGGUACCAGGCUGAAUGCUGCCAGUACGAUUACUGCAACGCCUGGGCCAGCCCGCAGCUCCAGAGCGCCCUGCCUGGGUUCUCUGAUGGGUCCCUGGCCCUGCCCCUCUCUGCGUCCCAGAUCCAGUGGUUCUACCAAGCCCUGAACCUCUCACUGCCCCUCCCCAGCUUCCAUGCUGGGAGGGCACCCAAAGGCCCAGCCCCCCAGGCUGCCCUGCCCCUGAACCUGAGCUUGCCCAUUGCUGAGCUGCGUCACAUAUACUUGUUCCUCAAUCGUUCAGGACUUCUGGUUCUUCCCCAGGUUGGGCCCUAACAUCUCAUCCUUCCCGGAUCCCACUCUGGUCCAGCGACUCCCCUAAGACCCCAGCAUCCUGCACUGCCCUCUCAGAACUCCCCCACUCUGUUCUGAGUCUUCAGGCCUCCUUUCUUUGUACCUCCGUGGUCUGUAUGGUUUUGGUUUAGUUUUCCUCCCCAGAAAGCAGUUGGCACCACACCUAGUGCCCUUUGUCCACCUAGAAAAUAAUCUCACAUGUGAAUUCUUCCUAGGCGGACUCUGGAAACAUGCAGUGGCUUCCUUACCCCUUCCCCGCCAUCUGAGUAUUCCAUUAUCCCCCCUCAUCUUCUGAUCCCCUCUCAGUCUGGCCACUUUCUUUCCUCCACCUGCCUCCUGUCUCCAAAACCUUGUGCCGGACUGAACUUGCACCAAGGAGGGUGAGAGGUGGACUCUGCAGACUCCCGAUGGGGCACUCUGGUGUUCCUACCUGCCUGUCUCCACCUCCUUCGUGCCCACCUGGUCUCCUGCUGCCUCCUCUCAUCUCCAUCUCUGCCUUCCUCAGCUCCAGUUCAUGUCCCUGAGGCCUGACACCCACUUCCAUAGGUUCCCAGGGAGAGGAGAGGGGCUGUCCUGUGCUCCACACCCCUCAGUUUCCCUUCACAAUAAACGAACUGGGCUAA
This is a messenger RNA of Phacochoerus africanus (Common warthog), 2200 nucleotides long. Its product is annotated as casein kinase II subunit beta. The record is from RefSeq and is a predicted model, not a curated record. Lineage: Eukaryota; Metazoa; Chordata; Mammalia; Artiodactyla; Suidae. Bases 906 to 1559 code for a protein of 217 amino acids. Gene Ontology annotation, cellular component: protein kinase CK2 complex; cytoplasm; external side of plasma membrane. The transcript has 3 exons. Gene Ontology annotation, molecular function: protein kinase regulator activity.